Messenger RNA from Knipowitschia caucasica, 2883 nucleotides. The record is from the annotation of a GenBank genome assembly. Lineage: Eukaryota; Metazoa; Chordata; Actinopteri; Gobiiformes; Gobiidae.
AUGGAGAGAGAGAUUGAAGAGCUGGAACGCGCAGUACUGGAAAACUGCCGUCUUCUUGAGGAGGUUGAAGGAGCCAAGCCCAAGAGAUUUCAGGAGAGACAUGCUGCAGAUGGGUACAGUACUGCAAGGCCACAGCGCCCUCUGGAGGCUGGUUGGACUCCUCCACACUCCGCUUCAGAGAACCAGAGCACAGAGAGACCACAGCGCCCCCUGGAGGCUGUUCACUGGGGUGCUGUGGUUGACCUUGUGAAGUCGACCCUCACUCUUGGGCCUCUCACAGUUGAUCUCCAGCCUGAAAAGCGGACAAGAAAGAGGCAGAGAACCCGGAAAGUCAGUCCAAGGGGGGUGGUUCCAGCGGUGGCGGUCCAGAUCCAGGCGGUCCCAGCGGCGGCGGUCCAGGUGGUCCCAGCGGCGGCGGUCCAGGCGGUCCCAGCGGCAACGGUCCAGGCGAUCCCAGUGGCGGCGGUCCAGGCGGUCCCAGAAGCGGCUGUCCAGGCGGUCCCAGCGGGGACGGUCCAGGCGGUCCCAGCAGCGGCAGUCCCGGUGGUCCAGGCAGUCGAGGUCCAGGCGGUCCCAGCGGCGGCGGUCCAGGUGGUCCCAGCGGUGACGGUCCAGGCGGUCCCAGAAGCGGCGGUCCAGGCGGUCCCAGCGGCGGUCCAGGCGGUCCCAGCGGCGGCGGUCCGGGUGGUCCAGGCGGUCGAGGUCCAGGCAGACGAGGCCCAGGCGGUCCCAGUGGCGACGGUCCAGGCGGUCCCAGCGGCGGCAGUCCAGGUGGCCGAGGCAGUCGAGGUCCAGGCGGUCCCAGCAGCAGCGGUCCAGGCGGUCCCAGCGGUGACGGACCAGGCAGUCCAGGUCCAGGCGGUCCCAGCAGCGGUGGUCGAGGUCCAGGCGGUCGAGGUCCAGGCAGUCCCAGAACCGGCGGUCCCAGCGGCGGUGGUCCCAGAUGUGGCGGUCCCAGCAGUGGCGGUUCCAGCGGUGGUCCCAGCAGCGGUCCAGGCGGCAGAUCACCGCUCUCCAACACCGGCUGGCGCUUGCACAGCCAGUCCCCGUGCCAUACCACCCCCAUCCACGGAGACUGUGAAUGCUGUCAAAGAGCUGUGGCAGCGCAGUAGUGAGGGCCUAGAUCAGUGUCAAAAAGAGCAGUUGAGACAUCUCUUGGACAGGUAUGUGGACAUCUUUGCCGCUCGAGAUGAGGACUGUACACAAACUCGGCUUGUCCAGCACUCUAUUGACACUGGUUCGGCCCCCCCAAUACGCCUUAGGCCCCAUCGGCUCGCCCUUUCAAAGAGACAGUUAGCAGAGGACAUGAUCCACAAAAUGCUUGCGGCUGGAAUAAUAGAACCAUCCAGCAGUCCUUGGGCAGCUCCAGUAGUUCUUGUGCGCAAGAGAUUGGGUGGGUGGCGGUUCUGUGUGGAUUACCGUCGUCUCAACGCGGUCACAAAGAAGGACUCUUAUCCACUACCCCGCAUCGACGAUGCUCUGGAUUACAUUAGUGGAUCAAGUUGGUUCAGCUCCCUCGACAUGCGAAGUGGAUAUUGGCAGGUGGAGCUCAGCCCCCAGGCCAGGGCAAAGACUGCAUUCACAUUCGGGCAAGGACUCUGGCAGUUUCGUGUAAUGCCAUUUGGCCUGUGCAAUGCGCCGGCCACGUUCGAGCGUCUCAUGGAGCGGGUGCUCGCCGACAUUCCUCGCAGCCAUUGUGUGGUGUACCUGGAUGACCUGCUGGUCCAUGCGAGUGAUUUCAGCAAAGCUUUGGGCCACCUGAGCGGCGUCUUCAGUGCUAUUCGUCACGCUGGUCUGCGGCUGAACCCUGCCAAGUGCCACCUUCUGCAGAGAAAUUUCUUGGGACUGGCGUCCUACUAUCGCCGCUUUGUCAGGAACUUUGCCUCUGUCGCAGGGCCCCUACACCGCCUGACGGACAAAGGAAAGCCUUUCGCUUGGACUAACAGCUGUGACACUGCUUUCAACCAGCUAAAAGCAGCCCUCACAGCCGCGCCCAUCCUUGCGUACCCGCACGUAGAUCUCCCCUAUGUGGUGGACACAGACGCUAGUGGCACCGGAAUUGGGGCUGUCCUUUCACAGCAGGGAGGCGAAGGAGAGCGAGUAGUGGGGUACUACAGUCGCGCUCUCAGUCGUGAGGAGAGGAACUACUGUGUCACACGCCGAGAGCUGUUAGCCGUAGUGAUGGCAGUACACCAUUUUCGCCCCUAUUUGCACGGCAACAAGUUCCUCCUGCGCACAGAUCAUGCCUCACUGACCUGGCUUUUAAGUUUCAAGCAGCCAGAGGGACAAGUAGCUCGUUGGCUGGAAGUUCUCCAAACUUACGAUUUUGACAUUCAACAUCGCCCUGGACAACAACACAAUAAUGCGGAUGCCCUGUCACGACGCCCGUGUGUUAUAGCAGAGUGUCGUUACUGCGAGCGCCAGGAAGAGCGGGAUCGGGACAAGCCGAGGGUUUCCACUGCCACAAUUAACCCCCCUGAUGACCUGUCUUCAGAACAGCUGCAGCAACAGCAAGAGUCCGAUACCACCCUGGCCCUGAUCAGGAAGUGGCUGGAACUGCCCAGACGUCCUGAAUGGCCGGCAGUCUCCCCCCAUGGCACUGAUAUUAAGGCCUAUUACUCUCAGUGGGGAAACAUUGAGCUUCGUAACGGCUUGCUGUUCCGGAGGUCCUUCAGAGUGUGCACGGUUCAAUCGGCUCAGGCCACUUUGGCAUCUCCAAGACCCUCCAUCGGCUUCGGGGACGUUUCUACUGGCCCGGCUGCCGACAGGACGUGGAAAUACAUGUGCAUUGCUGUGAUUUGUGCACUGCUCGGAAAGGUCCCACCCAGCGCUCACAUGCCCCCCUUCAGCAAUACCUGGUCGGGGCUCCAAUGGAACGAGUAG